Molecule: messenger RNA, 3950 nt
Organism: Notodromas monacha
Lineage: Eukaryota; Metazoa; Arthropoda; Ostracoda; Podocopida; Cyprididae
Source: the annotation of a GenBank genome assembly
AGUUAUUUUGUGGCCCUGCAGGAGUUCGGUUUGUGAGACAAGAAUCGGUCAGAAUGACGGACGCAGGGUUCUUCAGGGGAACUUCGUCCGACCAGGAUAAUAGGUUCAGUGACAAAGAGAAGAAGCUGUUGAAGCAAAUGAAAUUCGCUGAAGUCUUGUCCAAAAAAGUGGACAUGUCGAAGGUGAAGUUGGACGUCGUGAAGCCGUGGAUUACUUCUCGCAUAACUGAAUUGCUGGGUAGCGAGGAUGAAGUCGUCGUUAGUUAUAUUUUUAACCAACUUGAAGAAAAGCUUCCGGAUCCGAGAUUGAUGCAGAUUAACGUCACUGGUUUUCUCAACGGUCGGAACGCUCGACUCUUCAUGGAAGAGCUGUGGACUCAUUUGGUGAAUGCAGCAGAGAGUCCGACAGGAAUCCCUGAAGCGUUCAUGGAGAUGAAACGACAAGAGCUCAAAAAGCGCAAUGAAGAAGCCGAACGGGUCAGGGAAGCCGUGAAGAACGCGGAGCGUGAAAUGGUGCGCCGGGAGUCUCGCUUUAAUGCCCAAGAAGAAAGUGCACCCAAGAAAUCUUGGGCGGAUUCUGAAAAUUCCAGGACUGAGCGCCCGUCGCGAGAGGACCGAAGACCCAGGUCCCGAUCUUCUUCACCCGGGUACAGGUCCCGUAAAAGUAACGAAAAUCCGAGAAAUAGGUGAGUGAACUGUGUACUCUAUUUCUUUCUCUUUUUUUGCUUCAUUCCGUUUCCCCCUCAUUUUUGGUCGCUGAUGCGAACUUCCAUCGAAGAAUUGAUAUACAGUACUGUAGUCACGUAUUAAAUAAGUAAUGUUGGCCGUAACUGAGGAACUCGCCGAAGAUAAACAAAUGUCACCACUGAAAGACUUCGCCAUUGUGUCCGUAAUCACGAUUAACUAACUGUUCUCGUACCGGCAUUCUUGAGUUUCGGACGUCCUGCAGGUGUCGCUGCAAUCUUUAACCAGGCCAGGCAUCACCAACUUUAACUGAGCGAGACUAAUGCAAGGAGACAUAAUAUUAAUUACCGUAUUAACUCGUCAAGGUCAACUAUCUUGAUGCGCAACUUUCUAGGCCUGAGAAACUUGUGCGCUGGCUAUCAAAUUUUUUAGUUACAGUAUCAAUAGUAAUCACGUGAUUUAUCUUUACCCUACAAUUUGAAUUAUAAUCAAGCUGAGACCUGAGCGAAAUUUGUGUUUUUCGUUGCACUGCUUUGUAUGAAAAUUGUUCAACACAUUUUCGUGGUCCACGUUCUUGAAUACAUGGGAGCCAGCAUUUUGAAUCAAGUGAGAAAGGGAUCGUGAGUCGAAGGCUUGUUAUCUUCCACGAACCUUUAACUGAGACACCUUUUUUAUUUUCUUGUAGUGAUAGAGAAAGGAAAGAACGUCGUCGGUUUGUUGAAGCAGAUCAAGAAGAAAGCAGCAGCGUACCGGCGACUAAUGGACAAGUUGAAGUUCCUGAGCCCGUAGUUGUCAAGGAAGAAGUGAAGGAUGUAGAAAAACCUGACUUCGAGGAUAUGUUGGAGUAAGUUGUUUCUUUUUUGUUUUUAAUGCGCAGGAAGUUGGAGAUUUUCAUUUUCUUGCCUCGGGAAUCGCAUUUUUAAAUUCCUCUCACCUUUUCCUCCUUCGCACAUCAUCAAAAGGUAGGAGGCAUUGAAUUCUUUUGCUGAAAAUUUAUUUUUGGUCUGAAUUUCUUCAAUGGAGAGAAAUUCUAAAGCUGGGAUACGUGUCUUGAAAUGCAUAGUUAAUUGACUGAUGGACUUGAUGCAUUCCAGUUGGAAAUCUGUUGUAGAAGACUGAAGUACAGUAUCCGAGAAAUUUAAAGCUUGCUAAAUUUGUUUUUGUCAAUUUGCUUUCAAACUAUAUGUCAUGUAACUAAAUAUUGUGAAGCUUUGUAGAAAUUCCGAUUCGUUUUCAAUUUUGAAUGAAUACCCUCAUUCACGCGAAUAUUGAGGCAUGUUUUAUUUUUGAAAAUAUUGCUGCCUGAAAUUGAACAAAAUCUUGAGAAGACGAAUCCUGAAAUACUGUAUCGUCAAAUAACUACUAGAAAGAAGAAAAUUAUGUCGAGCGCAGUCAAAAAUGAAAAUAAGGUAAUAAGUUAUUAUUGAUUUGAACCUUUCCCGAAGCAAAUUAACAUUUUGAACACGAGAAACCUCCUGAAAUUCGUUAUCUUGAACUUGAAUUGUUCGUCUUCGAUUUCAUUAUGCCUCUCUUUUAUCCUGUGCACCACUUUAGACAUCUGCCCAAACUUCGUCGAUUUAGAUGGAUUUCCAAAGGCUCAUCCAGGCUAAAAAAAUGUGUCAUUUCCCGUUUCAGUGUAAAUAAACCGGUGUUGAGUCACGGUCUGGCUCCUCCUUCGCCUUGUGCGUCUCCGCCUUUGGAAGCGAAUCCUGCCAUUCCGGAUGGAGUACAAAAGAAAAGGAUAGACGAUGGAAAUGAAGUUGUCAAAGAGGAAAGGAAAUCAAGAUCCCGUUCCUCGUCACCUUCACCGAAGAAAUCCUCAUCGAGGCCCAAGCGGCACUACCGUGACACAAAUCAGAAGGCGUCUCGAUCCAGGUCCAGAUCUAAAUCGCCGCCAUCGAACGGCAAACGUGCUGUGAGUCGUUCCCCAGCUCGGCGUUCGAGGUCCAGGUCACCGAGACGUUCUAGGUCUCGAGCGUCCAACAGAAGGAAUCUCCUGUGUUCAGACGCCGCUCCAGGUCCCCAGUGUCGAGGAGACGGACCAGAUCUCCUGCCCGGAACCGCAGUCCGGACCGUCGUCGGCGGUCUCGCUCCCGAUCUCGAGACCGCGAGCACCGCCGCCGCGUGGAGCUAGAGCGAGAGCGUCGCGAACAGGAGCGCCGGGAACGCGAAAAUGAGCGCCGGAAGCGGGAGAAGGAGCGCGAGCGGGAGCGGAUCCGUCGCCGGGAGCAAGAAGAGGCGGAGCAGAGGGAGCGUGAGAGGGAGCGCGAGCGCGAGAGGGAGCGGGAGCGAAGGCGUCGCGAACAGGAAGAGCGAGAAGAGGAGCGGCGACGAGCAGAAGAGGAGCAGCAACGGGCCGAAGCUGAGCGACUCAGGAAAUUGCGCGAAGCUGAAGAGAACGCCAAGAAAUCUCGGCAACGAUCUCAUUCGCCGUCUUCGAUUCAUAGCUCGGACGACGAAUUUGAAGAAGCUCAAGUAAAGUCCCGGAAGAGACCGAAAAAACCCGAGCGUUCCCCGCCUGGAUCUUCUGAAGGGUCGCAUUCAUCAUCAUCCUCGUCAUCCUCUGAAACCGAUUCCGAUUCCAGCGGCUCAGUCCCACGGAAAAAGAGUCGCAAGACGAAAAAGCGGAAAGACGGCAAGCGUAAAAAGAAGGCGAAGGACGAAGACGACGACAAGAGGAAGAAGAAAUCGUCGAAGAAGAAGAAGAAGAAGAAGGGCAAGAAAAGUAGCAAGAGCCGUGGCGACAAAAAGCAGCCUAGUUUGAACGAAGAAACUGCUGAUCCGGACGAGAUGGAGCGCAUUUUGCGGGAACGCGCUUUGCAGAGCAUGAAGAAUGGAAGACAAGCCAACAAGGCCAGACAAGAGAGCGGAAGCGACUUCAGCGAUGAUUGAAGGAUUUAAUUUCGUAUCAUUUUUUUUUCUGCUCUGGUUUAUAUCGGUCGGGCAUCAGCAAGUGGCAAGAGAUUGCCGUUUGUGAUUUCGCGAUGAUGUCGAGUCCAGGUUUUUCUAUUCAAGGCAAUGAUUUUUUUUCUUGUUGGAUAUCCAGAGAAAUUGCGUUGUUUCUAGCGAUAUUGUGCGUCUUCUUGUACGAUCGCGAAGUAUCUUUUUUUUGUUUGUUGAGCUCUUUGUUCUUGAAUUUUAUGUCGGGUAAAAGGAUCAAUUAUCUUCAAUUGCUCGCGACUGGGGCGCCUUGUAUCCGAAGAAUGUGUGGAUGUUCGUGCAAUGAAGUUGACGAGAAGAAUUGGUUCAAUCUUGAUUUCCCCGCAA